Molecule: messenger RNA, 514 nt
Organism: Vigna radiata var. radiata (mung bean)
Lineage: Eukaryota; Viridiplantae; Streptophyta; Magnoliopsida; Fabales; Fabaceae
Product: histone H4
Exons: 1
Coding region: 63-374 (103 amino acids)
Biological process (GO): nucleosome assembly
Cellular component (GO): nucleosome
Molecular function (GO): DNA binding; protein heterodimerization activity; structural constituent of chromatin
Source: RefSeq, a predicted model, not a curated record
CUCCGCAUUUCAAUUCGAAACAGUUAGAAUCAGAAAAGAAGAAGAAAAAGAGAAGUGUGAAAAUGUCUGGUCGUGGAAAAGGAGGAAAAGGAUUGGGAAAGGGAGGAGCCAAGAGGCACAGGAAGGUUCUUCGUGAUAACAUUCAGGGAAUUACUAAACCUGCUAUUCGCCGUUUGGCUCGCAGAGGUGGUGUGAAGAGAAUCAGUGGUCUCAUCUACGAGGAAACCCGUGGUGUCCUUAAGAUCUUUCUUGAGAAUGUUAUUCGUGAUGCUGUUACCUACACUGAGCAUGCCAGGAGGAAGACUGUUACUGCCAUGGACGUUGUUUAUGCACUUAAGAGACAAGGCAGAACUCUCUAUGGUUUUGGUGGUUAAUUUUCCUCUUCCAAAUUAGGGUUUCAAUUAGGAUUAAUGUAAAUUGUUGGUUUCUUAUGUAUUAUUGAUUAUGUGAUAUGCUUUUAGUUGUAUUUUAUGCUUUAAUUGAAAUGAAAUUGUUCUUGUAGUUGAUUAUGAUU